UAUCUAAAUACUUCUUCCACUUAGAUAUGGCGUAUAGGUAGUUGGGUGUCUAGGGCUUUUAUUUUGAAAUGCGGAUGUGACACCGGAACCGGAUGUGCAGUGCGGAGCCUUUUUAGUGACGCACAGUCCGCCGUGUAGGACGUCCAUGAUAACGUAACAUUCACACGGAAGAAAGGCGGUUGUUGCGUUUAAAGUCUAAUUGACUGUGGUUCAAGUUAUUAAAUAAAUGUGCCGCGACCCGGCGGACACAGCGAGUCCAGCCUAACGUCCGGCAGAAGGACAAUGGAGGCGAGGUUCGGCAGCGAAGUCGCGUCGGUCGUUGAAGUCGCCGUACAGGCAACCGUGUCCGUUUUCAGGGAUGUCUGGGCGAAAGAGGCGCCAAACACGGCCUGGGAAGAGGCGACGUUUGGGGAAAUCCAGGCGAUAGAGAAGUGCCUGGUGGUGCAGAUCCACAAGGUGUUCACGGAGUUCUCCUCCGAGCUGUUCGAGGAGAACGAGGCUCUGCGGGCCAAGGUGGAGCAGCUGGAGGACGUGCUGCAGAGGAAAGCCGGGCAGCUGGAGCAGGAGCUGGAGGCCAGAGUGGGUCAGCUGGGCAAGGAGAUGGAGCAGCUGGAGAAGGAGCUGAGGAGCAUCAGUGACGGUGGCGGCGUGACGGAGGAAGCGGAGACACACGUCGAGAUGAGGGACUGCUCACUGAUAGGAGCACCAGUGUUGUCCGUCUCCACCAGUCCUGCUGCAAAGGAAUCCACGUCAAACCCGGUGACAGCAGAGAGCACUGAAGCCGUUCCCAGCCCCACAGCUGGAUCAGUGACUGUCCUUGGGCCUGCGACAGCCUCCGCGGUGUUUGUCGACGACGGCUUUGGCCCCAGUCCCACGGUGCCACCUGAGUCAACGCCUCAAGGCGCCCCCAGUCCGGACUCCAGCAACGCCAGCGGUGUUGACUCUGCACAGGAAAAGAAAUCUGUAGAAGAGGCCCCUUCAGGGAGACCAAGGAGGACGAGGAGACCAACUUUUAAAAUUGAAGAAGUUUCCACUGACCUCAUCCCCGAAGAGAAACAGACGGGUGGAGUUCAGGGAAGGAGGCCUAACAGAAAAGAGUCACAGACAGCGACGCGUUUCUCCUGCGAGCAUUGCAACGUCUCAUUUCACUGGAAGGGCGAUCUGAAGAAACACAUGAAGGUCCACAAGGAGCCUUUCCCUUGUGAGAAGUGCGGCAGAAGUUUUCUGGAAAAGAAGUCUUUGGAAAAUCACCUCUCGCGUCACACUGCGAGCAAAGAACCCCUGCCCUUCCCCUGCACUCAGUGCAAGAGGUCGUUCCGGAAGGAGCAGUCGCUCCAGAAUCACCUCAAGCGCCACGAGCGGUCGAAGCCGCCAAAGCCGUUCGCCUGCGACCAGUGCGGGAAGACCUUCCGGAUCGAGCGGUCCCUGGAAAACCACCUCCUGCGCCACGAGAAAUGGAAGCAGCAGUUCAAGUGCCAGCUCUGCGACAAGACCUGCAGGACGCCGGUCCAGCUGAGGUGCCACAUGGCCGUGCACUCGGAGGAGCGGCCGUUCGGCUGCUCCACGUGCGGGAAGGAGUUCAAGAGCAAGGACACGCUCCGCUUCCACCAGAUCGUUCACUCCAACUCCAAAAAGUACAAGUGCACCAUGUGCGAGGAGACGUUCAAGUACGCCCACUCCCUGACUGUGCACAAGAGGAAACACACGGGAGUCUCGCCGUUCACGUGCACCGUGUGCAACAGGUCGUACAGGACGGGCACGGCCCUGAAAAGGCACAGUGUGGUGCACACGGGGGAGAAACCGUUCACCUGUCACAUAUGCGGCGCCCGGUUCAGCCUGAACAACAACCUCAAGAGGCACAUCCGCAUCCACACGGGGGAGAAACCGUUCACCUGCCAGGAGUGCGGCAAGAGCUUCUCGGACAACACCAAGCUGAAGUCCCACAUGCUCAUCCACGGCGCCAGGAAGCCGUUUAUGUGCGAUCUGUGCGGGAAGACCUUCCUCUUCAACUGCCGGCUGCUGAUCCACCAGAAGUACGUGCACGCUGACAGGAACGAGGAGGCGGACGGCACGCAGCGCUUUUUCCAGACCAGGAAGCGGAACAAGUCGCUGGUGAAGCCGUUCAGCUGCAAAAUAUGCCUGAGGGGCUUCAGCGCCGCAUGCUCCCUCAAGCUUCACGAGAGGGGCCACAGCGAGCACAAGGAGUUCAACUGCGGCAUCUGCGGCAAGUCGUUCCACAACAAGUACUCUUUUGGCUACCACCAAAGGAGCCACGCGGGGGAGAAGCCCUUCGUCUGCGACGUGUGCGGCAAGAGGUUCUUCCACGCCGGCAGCCUGAAGCAGCACGAGCGCAUCCACACGGGGGAGAAGCCGUACAAGUGCGACCAGUGCGGCAAGGCCUUCCGAACGGACGGGAACUUCUACAGGCACCUGCGGAUCCACACGGGCGAGAAGCAGUUUGAGUGCCUGUACUGCCACAGGAAGUUCCACCAGUCCAACCAGCUCAAGUCCCACAUGCAGAUCCACACGGGGGAGAAGCUCUACUCGUGCCAGCAGUGCUCCCGGGGCUUCUCGGACUCGAGGCAGCUGAAGAAGCACAGCUGUGACGGGCCGUAGAUGACGAUACGCUGUGGUGCGUUGUAUUAAGGGAAACCAAAUGACUUGUCUGUGUUUGGCUCAGUGCCUUUAGUUUCAUCUUCAUGUUCUGUUGUCGGGAGCUGGUACAAUUAACAAAAUGAACAUGCUAAUUUAUUGACAGAUUUGUGAAAGCUUCCGUGGCAAAGGGAUGUUGGUUUGUUAUAAAUGAAUAGUUUUUUGGGGGGCAAAAGAGUUUUCACACCUGAAGGCUCUAGUAACUCUUAGUUUUCAUUAGUCUUGACAGGCUGGUAAUUAAUCAAUAGUAAAUAAUACAGUUACUCUCAUUCGGAGUAUUGACGGUGAAGAUAAUUAUUUAUGGCAUUUAUAGUUCCCUUUUUUUUCUUUGUCUCAAUAACCUCAGCUUUUAAAAACACAGAUACUUCUGUUUACCUGUUACAAGACAUUUAAGAAUCACAAAAAACACAUGAAAACCUAAAUGUCAAUGUGAGAUAAUGUUAAUGUUUGACAAAUACAGCAAACGAUGCCGGCUUCAGGACCUAAUUUUCAGCAGCUGAAACUAUUUAUCUUCUCAAUUUGAGUUGGUGUUUAAUUAAAGUUUGAGUUAAUUUUUGAAUGGCUUUUUUUAAAGACUUCUUUAAUCUGUACUAAUUUAUGUUUUGGUAAUUCAUAAAAUCCAAUGAAAGGCCAUUAAAAUGUAAAUAUUUUCAAACAAAAACAUUUAAAUUGUAAAAAUGACUUUCUAAUGUAGAGUUCUGUGUAUAAUGGCAUACUAUUUUCUUGUUAU
Molecule: messenger RNA, 3382 nt
Organism: Anoplopoma fimbria (sablefish)
Lineage: Eukaryota; Metazoa; Chordata; Actinopteri; Perciformes; Anoplopomatidae
Product: zinc finger protein 345-like
Exons: 4
Coding region: 283-2616 (777 amino acids)
Cellular component (GO): nucleus
Source: RefSeq, a predicted model, not a curated record